Molecule: messenger RNA, 1264 nt
Organism: Momordica charantia (bitter melon)
Lineage: Eukaryota; Viridiplantae; Streptophyta; Magnoliopsida; Cucurbitales; Cucurbitaceae
Product: protein transport protein SEC13 homolog B
Biological process (GO): COPII-coated vesicle budding; protein import into nucleus
Cellular component (GO): nuclear pore outer ring; COPII vesicle coat
Molecular function (GO): protein binding; structural molecule activity
Source: RefSeq, a predicted model, not a curated record
AACAGUAACAGGUGCUGGAAAACAGAAGCGCCAUUGAAGACUAGCAGGUGCUGGAACUGAAAUUCCGUACCUUCUUCUUCCAUCCUUCCCGUCGCAGAAGUAGAUAGCGACCCAAUUGGCUCUAGAAUCCGCGUACUAUCGGAGGGAUCAACUUCGAGGAAAACCAAGUAUCAACUUCAGUUCCUACUAUUCACUAUUGAAUUAGUAGCCAGAGAAAAUGCCUGCUCAAGAGAUUGAAACUGGUCACCAAGACACCAUCCAUGAUGUUACAAUGGAUUAUUACGGUAAGCGCAUUGCAUCAGCUUCAUCUGACCAGACCAUAAAGAUAACUGGUGUAAGCAACUCAGCCACUCAGCAUCUUGCAACGCUGGCUGGUCACCAAGGACCUGUUUGGCAGGUUGCUUGGGCACACCCAAAAUUUGGCUCUUUACUUGCUUCAUGUUCUUAUGAUGGUCGUGUCAUAAUAUGGAAGGAAGGAAAUCAGAAUGAGUGGUCACAAGCCCAUAUUUUCGAUGAUCAUAAAUCAUCUGUUAACUCAAUUGCAUGGGCCCCUCAUGAAGUGGGUCUUUGUUUGGCAUGUGGUUCAUCUGAUGGGAAUAUCUCUGUAUUCACUGGAAGAGCAGAUGGUGGUUGGGACACCUCUAGGAUCGAUCAAGCUCACCCAGUUGGAGUCACAUCUGUUUCAUGGGCUCCCUCUACUUCACCAGGUGCCCUUGUCGGGUCCGCUUUACUUGAUCCCGUUCAGAAGCUCUGCUCAGGCGGUUGCGACAAUACGGUGAAGGUGUGGAAGCUCUAUAAUGGGGUUUGGAAGAUGGAUUGCUUUCCAGCUCUUCAAAUGCACACUGACUGGGUUAGAGAUGUUUCAUGGGCUCCGAACCUCGGUCUGCCAAAAUCAACGAUCGCAAGCGCCUCUCAGGAUGGGAAAGUCGUUAUAUGGACCAUAGUCAGAGAAGGAGAUCAAUGGGAAGGGAAGGUACUAAAGGACUUCAAAACCCCUGUUUGGAGGGUAUCAUGGUCGUUGACUGGCAACAUCCUGGCCGUGGCUGAUGGAAAUAACAAUGUUACUUUAUGGAAGGAAGCAGUGGAUGGAGAUUGGGAGCAAGUUUCAACAGUUGAGCCUUAGGACAGUGUCCUCUGCUUUACUUCUUUGUAUCACAGAUUUUGGUAUAACUGGCGGUAAUUAACUUGGUAAGAUAUCAGUUUAUCAAAAAAUGGAGAUGGGUCAUUUUUUUUUUUAACCCAAAAUUCAUAUCAUCAUGAUAAA